AUGGCUGUCGAUGUACCUCGUGCUGUGAUUAAUAAACUCAUGCUGUUCACUGCAGCAAUGGUUAUACUGCCCGUACUUACUUUUUUCGUCAUUCAGCAAUUUACACCAAAUACCUUAAUCAGUGGAGGUUUGGCUGCUGCAAUGGCCAAUGUUGUUCUGAUUGUUUACAUCGUUGUAGCCUUCCGUGAGGAGGCCGAAGAUCAUAAGGUUGACGGUAGCAAAAAGGAAGAUUGA
Messenger RNA from Saccharomyces mikatae IFO 1815, 234 nucleotides. RefSeq names its product Vma21p (gene VMA21). The transcript has a single exon. Gene Ontology annotation, cellular component: endoplasmic reticulum membrane. The record is from RefSeq and is a predicted model, not a curated record. The coding region runs from base 1 to 234 and encodes 77 amino acids. Lineage: Eukaryota; Fungi; Ascomycota; Saccharomycetes; Saccharomycetales; Saccharomycetaceae. Gene Ontology annotation, biological process: vacuolar proton-transporting V-type ATPase complex assembly.